CGCGGGUCCGGGCGACUGCGGGGGCGCCCUGUCGCCCGGCGGCCCCGUCCCCACCCGCAGUCGGCGGCAGCGGGCGCCGAGUCCCAGCUUUGUAGAAAGCCAACCUCAGAGAGGCAGACGGGAUGGCUAGCUCAGCCCGGGAGCACCUGCUUUUUGUGAGGCGUCGAAAUCCCCAGAUGCGGUACACACUGAGUCCAGAGAACCUCCAGAGCCUGGCCGCCCAGAGCUCCAUGCCCGAGAAUAUGACUCUACAGCGGGCCAACAGCGACACCGAUCUGGUGACUUCUGAGAGCCGCUCCAGCCUGACUGCCAGCAUGUAUGAGUACACGCUGGGGCAAGCUCAGAACCUCAUCAUCUUCUGGGACAUUAAAGAGGAGGUGGACCCCAGUGAUUGGAUUGGACUUUAUCACAUAGAUGAGAAUUCUCCAGCCAACUUCUGGGAUUCUAAAAACAGGGGUGUAACCGGAACACAAAAAGGACAAAUUGUAUGGAGAAUUGAGCCUGGGCCUUAUUUCAUGGAGCCGGAGAUAAAAAUCUGUUUCAAAUACUACCACGGCAUUAGUGGAGCCCUGCGAGCCACGACCCCCUGCAUCACGGUGAAGAACCCCGCUGUGAUGAUGGGGGCAGAAGGCAUGGAAGGAGGUGCUUCAGGAAGUCAGCACUCUCGAAAACUCGUUAGCUUUACGUUGUCUGAUCUUCGGGCAGUUGGGCUAAAGAAAGGGAUGUUCUUCAAUCCUGACCCUUAUCUUAAGAUGUCGAUUCAGCCAGGGAAGAAGAGCAGUUUCCCCACUUGUGCCCACCAUGGGCAGGAGAGGAGGUCUACUAUCAUCAGUAACACCACAAAUCCAAUUUGGCACCGAGAGAAAUAUUCCUUUUUCGCACUCCUUACUGAUGUCUUAGAAAUUGAAAUUAAAGACAAAUUUGCCAAGAGCCGACCUAUCAUCAAGCGUUUUCUGGGGAAACUAACCAUUCCAGUCCAGAGGCUUUUGGAGCGACAAGCCAUCGGUGACCAGAUGCUCAGCUACAACCUCGGCAGAAGGCUCCCAGCUGACCACGUGAGUGGGUACCUCCAGUUCAGAGUGGAGGUCACAUCUUCUGUGCAUGAAGAUGCUUCUCCAGAAGCUGUUGGCACGAUACUUGGAGUCAAUACUGUGAAUGGAGACCUAGGAAGCCCUUCUGAUGAGGAGGACAUGCCAGGGGGCCAUCAUGACAGCACGGUUUGUUCCAAUGGACCAGUUUCUGAGGAAAGUGCUAAUGGGACCCCCAAGCAUUCUUUCAGGACUAGCUCUACUCUGGAAAUAGACUCAGAAGAAUUAACCUCUACUUCUUCAAGGACCUCACCUCCCAGAGGACGUCAGGAUUCACUCAAUGAUUAUUUAGAUGCUAUUGAACACAAUGGCCAUUCCAGGUCGGGUGCAGCUACUUGUUCGGAAAGGUCCAUGGGAGCCUCUCCGAAACUAAGGAGUAGUUUUCCCACCGACACAAGACUCAAUGCAAUGCUUCAUAUCGACUCAGAUGAAGAAGACCACGAGUUCCAGCAAGACCUGGGUUAUCCAUCCUCCUUGGAGGAGGAAGGAGGGUUGAUAAUGUUUAGCAGCGCGUCAAGAACUGAUGAUGGGAGCCUGACAUCUCAGAUAAAGCCAGAAGACAACACGGUGGAGAAUGAGGAAGCCUCCACCAUUGAAGCUGCUUCCUUCGAGGACAAGCCAGAAAAUCUUCCAGAGCUUGUGGAGAGCUCCUUACCCCCAGGCUCAGUCCCUGAUGAAAGUGAGAAUGCUCCGGAGUCUCAGCCAAGUGCUGACCAGGGGAGCACGGAAUUGUGCGGCUCUCAGGAGGUAGAUCAGCCCACAAGUGGGGCAGACACGGGCACUUCUGACACGUCAGGAGGAAGCCGAAGAGCCAUCAGUGAGAUGGAGUCCCUUGAUCAGGGGUCUGAGCCUUCCCAGGUGUCCUCGGAAACAGAGCCCAGUGACCCUGCCAGGACAGAGAGCGUGAGCGAGGCCAGCACCAGGCCUGAGGGAGAGAGUGACCUGGACGGGGCCGACAGCUCCUGCAAUGAGAGUGUUACCACGCAGCUGUCCUCGGUGGAGACACGGUGCUCAUCUCUCGAGAGUGCGCGGUUUCCCGAAACCCCAGCCUUUUCUUCUCAGGAGGAGGAAGAUGGAGCCUGCGCAGCAGAGCCCACCAGCAGUGGCCCUGCUGAAGGGUCACAGGGUUCCAUAUGCACUCCUGGUUCUUUACCUGUAGUGCAGGCGCCCAGUGGAGAGGAGGAAGGGCCGGGGGCAGAAUCGGCUACUUCACCUGACCAGGAGGAGGUGGGGGAGGUCUGGCAGCGGAGGGGGAGCCUGGAGGGAGCUGCUGCUGCUACUGAGAGCCCGCCCCAAGAAGAGCGUGAUGCGGGGCAUGCCCAAGGGGCUUGUGAAGGGGCCACUGCCCAGGAGGAGGGCGCGACCGGAGGUUCUCAAGCCAACGGCCACCAGCCUUUGCGAUCACUGCCUUCAGUGCGCCAGGAUGUUAGCCGGUACCAGAGGGUGGACGAGGCUCUCCCACCAAACUGGGAGGCACGCAUUGACAGCCAUGGCAGGAUCUUCUACGUGGAUCACGUAAACAGAACCACGACUUGGCAGCGGCCCACAGCUCCCCCUGCCCCGCAGGUGCUGCAGAGGUCCAACUCCAUACAGCAGAUGGAGCAGCUGAACCGGCGAUACCAGAGUAUCCGCAGAACCAUGACUAACGAGAGGCCUGAGGAAAACACCAAUGCGAUUGAUGUGGCAGGGGAGGAAGCCGACUUUCACCAAGCCAGUGCAGAUUUCCGACGGGAGAACGUCCCGCCCCACUCUACCUCCAGAUCCAGGCUCACGUUGCUGUUACAGUCUCCCCCCGUGAAGUUCCUCAUCAGCCCAGAGUUCUUCACUGUGCUGCAUUCUAACCCUAGUGCCUACCGCAUGUUUACAAACAACACGUGUUUGAAGCACAUGAUCACCAAAGUCCGGCGGGACACCCACCACUUUGAACGCUACCAGCAUAACCGGGACCUUGUGGGAUUCCUCAACAUGUUUGCAAACAAACAACUGGAGCUGCCGAGGGGCUGGGAAAUGAAACAUGAUCAUCAGGGCAAGGCAUUUUUUGUCGAUCACAACUCGCGUACCACCACUUUCAUCGAUCCCCGGCUCCCGCUUCAGAGCAGCAGACCCACGAGCGCGCUGGUGCAUCGACAGCACCUGACCAGGCAGCGCAGCCACAGCGCAGGCGAGGUAGGAGAAGAUUCUCGACAUGCAGGACCACCAGUUCUUCCCAGGCCAUCAAGUACGUUCAAUACAGUUAGUAGGCCACAGUACCAGGACAUGGUUCCAGUGGCUUACAAUGACAAGAUUGUUGCAUUUCUGCGCCAGCCCAACAUCUUUGAAAUUCUACAGGAGCGUCAACCUGAUCUUACCAGGAAUCACUCACUCAGGGAGAAGAUCCAAUUUAUCCGAACUGAAGGGACCCCAGGAUUGGUGCGUCUUUCAAGUGAUGCCGACCUUGUUAUGUUGCUGAGUUUAUUUGAAGAAGAGAUAAUGUCAUAUGUGCCUCCACAUGCCUUACUCCAUCCCAGCUACUGUCAGUCCCCACGUGGCUCUCCUGUGUCCUCUCCCCAGAACUCACCAGGUACUCAGCGUGCCAAUGCCCGUGCUCCAGCCCCUUACAAGCGAGACUUUGAAGCCAAACUAAGAAACUUUUACAGGAAGUUAGAGACUAAAGGAUAUGGACAAGGCCCAGGGAAAUUAAAGUUAAUUAUCAGAAGAGAUCACUUGCUCGAAGAUGCUUUUAAUCAGAUUAUGGGCUACUCCAGAAAAGACCUGCAGAGAAAUAAGCUGUAUGUCACAUUUGUUGGGGAGGAAGGGCUGGAUUACAGUGGACCUUCCAGAGAGUUUUUCUUCCUGGUAUCCAGAGAACUCUUUAACCCAUAUUAUGGCUUAUUUGAAUAUUCAGCCAAUGACACAUACACAGUACAAAUAAGUCCCAUGUCUGCUUUUGUAGACAAUCACCAUGAAUGGUUCCGGUUCAGUGGUAGGAUCCUUGGUCUUGCACUAAUUCACCAGUAUUUGUUGGAUGCCUUCUUCACACGGCCCUUUUAUAAGGCUCUUCUCAGAAUUCUCUGUGACCUGAGUGAUCUAGAAUACCUUGAUGAAGAAUUUCACCAGAGCCUGCAGUGGAUGAAAGACAAUGACAUCCAUGACAUCCUGGACCUCACGUUCACUGUGAACGAAGAAGUUUUUGGGCAGAUUACCGAACGAGAAUUAAAACCAGGGGGUGCUAACAUCCCAGUCACCGAGAAGAAUAAGAAGGAGUACAUCGAGAGGAUGGUGAAAUGGAGGAUUGAGAGGGGUGUUGUGCAGCAAACAGAGAGCUUAGUGCGUGGCUUUUAUGAGGUGGUGGAUGCCAGGCUGGUAUCUGUUUUUGAUGCGAGAGAGCUAGAACUGGUCAUCGCAGGCACAGCUGAAAUAGACCUAAGUGAUUGGAGGAACAACACAGAAUAUAGAGGAGGAUAUCAUGACAAUCAUAUUGUAAUUCGGUGGUUCUGGGCUGCAGUGGAAAGAUUCAACAAUGAACAACGACUAAGGUUGUUACAGUUUGUUACAGGCACAUCCAGCAUUCCCUAUGAAGGAUUUGCUUCUCUCCGAGGGAGUAACGGCCCAAGAAGAUUCUGUGUGGAGAAAUGGGGGAAAAUCACCGCUCUUCCCAGAGCUCACACUUGUUUUAACCGUCUGGAUCUCCCUCCGUACCCAUCCUUCUCCAUGCUUUAUGAAAAACUCUUGACAGCAGUUGAAGAGACCAGUACCUUUGGACUUGAGUGACCUGGAGGCACAAUGCCCCGCUCCGUGUAGACAGGCAAUUCCAGAAGCUGCCCUCUAGAAGAAUGGCUGAACAUUGGAAGUUUCAAGAGUACACUUCCAUUAGAGUAAAGCUGAGUGCUGUUAUUUUCCAGGAACACGUGUUCUGCCACAUUUGGGGACUGGAUAGUGGUGAUGAGUACUCUUGGAAGGAUUUGGGUGAGCUUGAUGCCCAGGGAACCACCCAACAAUCUUUCAAUCAACAGUUCUUGACUGCCAAACUUUUUUCCAUUUGUUAUGUUCCAAGAUGAAGAUGAACCUGUACACGAUCAGCUCCAUGAUAACUUUUAGAGACUCAGGAGAAUCUUGAAACUUACCUUUGAACAUGAUUCAAGCCAAACUGGCAGCGCUUGGCCCAAUCUCCAAAUUAGUGCAAGUUAAAUAACAUAAUAAAAACAAAUAUAUCUCCUGAAAAUACAUUCAUUUAAGCCCUAAGUUAUAGCAGAAUAUUCAUUUUCUUGCUUAUGAGUGCCUGCAUGGUGUGCACCAUAGGUUUCAGCUUUCAUGGGACACAGUGAAAAUGAAACCAAGUCAAUAUGAGGUAACCUUAAAGAUUUGCAAUAAGGUGGUCUGUGACAAUGUAUAUGCAAAGUGGUAUGUGUGUAAUUAUGGCCGAAGACAAACUGUUAUUCAGUGAAUUACUAAUGACAGAUUUUAUGCUUUAUAAUGCAUGAAAACAGUUUUAAAAUAACUAGCAAUUAAUCACAGCAUAUCAGGAAAAAGUACACAGUGAGUUCUGUUUAUUUUUUAUAAGUUCAUUAUAUUUAUGUUCUCUAAGAUGUAUAUAAGAACCUACCUAUCAUACUGUACGUAUCAUCUGUUCCAUUUUCGUGUUCCAUGCUUACUAGGGCAUCAUGCUAAUAUGUAUCCUUUUAAGCACUCUCAAAGGGAACAAAAGGGCCUUUUAUAUUUAUAAAGGUACAAAAAAAUUCCCCAAAAUAUUUUGCACUGAAUGUACCAAAGUUGAAGGGACAUUACAAUAUGACUAACAGCAACUCCAUCACUUGACAAGUAUAAUAGAAAAUAGCUUCUAAAUCAAACUUUCUUCACAGUGCCAUGUCUACCACUACAAGGACUGUGCAUCUAAGUAAUAAUUUUUUAAGAUUCACUCUAUGUGAUAGUAUGAUAUGCAUUUAUUUAAAAUGCAUUAGACUCUCUUCCAUCCAUCAAAUACUUUUCAGGAUGGCAUUUAAUACAUAUAUUUCGUAUUUCUCCCACUGCUUUUUAUUUGUACAGCAUCGUUAAACACUAAGCUCAGUUAGGGAGCCAUCAGAAACACCCAAGAGAUCAGCUCUCUUUAGUAAUAAGAAUUCCAUUUCCCCUCACCAGUGAAGACAUCACAAAUUGAAACUCUCAGUACUAUAUUUCUAAGCCUGCAUUUUCACUGAUGGAUAAUUUUCUUAUCAAUAUUAAGAAACAAUUUUUCUAUGAUAUCUCAGAAACUGCAUGACAUCACUAAAGUUAUUUUUGCUUAGUUUAUCAGAGGGUGUUCUUCAUUUUUAUUGCUUUGGGGUCAUUCCACAUCCUUGUUUAUUUCUUGACUUAACGGUCGUAACUAAUCAGGUGUUCAAUAGAGUGAACUUAAAUUGAGGGUAAUAAAAUCAUUGGAUUAAACAUUUGGUUUGCCAGCCUAUGGUAUUACAGGCAUUGCCCAAAUACUUCUUCGAGAACUAUAUUUAUAAGCAACCAUGGAAUUCCUAUUAUGGGGUGUUGGCAAUCCUACAUUUUAUGGAGGUCAAAUGCGUGGUUUUCAUAGGUGGUUUGUAAGAACUGAUUUCACUGUUGGUUAAGCUACAUUUACUAUUGGGACCCUCAGGAGGAAUACCACUCAUGUUGCAUUCCUGCUCUAAAGGCAAGUACUGUGGUGUGGAGAAACGUUCUGGGGAAAAGGUUUCAGAAAUCUGGAAAUAAGAAGGAAAGAUUUAUCUGUGUACUAUAAUUGUAUCAGAAAGAAAGAGAAAAAGAUUUGAACUGGAAAUGUUAGUUUGUACUUACUUAUCAUGAAUAUAAGUAUAUAUUUAAUCUUACAAACUAUUUUUACUUGUAUUUUUUUCAUUAUAAGGAAAAAUAGUAUAACAUGCUUUUUUUUAAAAAAAAACACACAUUUUUGAUGGUAUGUAAGAUGUUUCAGAGCUGGCAUUCUCUAAGCAGCUGAUACAGAAGGUUGCAUUUCUUUCAAAAAUACUUUCAUAGACCAUGUCAGCUUGCAUUUUGGUUUGUGACACUUUGUUACCAUAUUACACAUUAUUAGGUAAAAGAGAUUUGAAAUAAAAUAUCUCUCUUUAACUAUUUUUAGCAAAUAUACUUCUUUGUUAAGGCAUCCAGCUUCUUUCCAAAUACCAGUAUAAUCGUCUAGCUGCUACCAUUCUCAGAAUUGGGAAUUAUCCAAGAUGGACCUCUCACAUCAGAACACCAUGAUAACUGAUCUAUUAUUAUUCAUUAGUAAAAGAGUCCAAUAAUAACUAUUUAAAAUAUUAAAUAACAUUUCCACAGAAUAAAUUAGACUUUAAUAUACUCUACAAAUAGAAAUAUCUGUAAAUAUUUUCUUCUGGACUAUGAACCUAGAUAAUUUGGCUGUCUGAUCUUGUUUUCUUUAAGAAACUCAUAAGUGAUGCUUAUACUAUAAAAGACAGUCACGAUACAUCAAAUAUGUAUGCAGAGCUUCUGUUAGGUGAGAGAAGAGGCCCACUAUUGGCAUUCACUCUGUGCCAGCCACUGUGUUUGAUGAUGGAGCUGCAAGAUUCAAAAAUCUGCCUCAAGAAGCUCACAGUCUAGUGGAGUAGACACCAAGGUUCAAAGAAAGUAUUUUAAAUAAAAGUUGGUAUGUUCUACAGUCAAGGAAUGAGGAGAGAAUGGCUUGCUCCAUCUGGGGGUUCCAGUGAAGGGUUCAUACGUGGGAGAUACUGUGGCUAAAAAAAAAUCAUAUAAAUGUUCUUGCUGUUGGUAACUAAUGGCGUGUAACAGUGUGAUGAUACUGGUCAAGUGUGGAAGCCCAGUGUGUGUUUACACACAGAGUUUAAAGUGUGCAGGUGGGGAGCUGAACUGUGAAGGACCAACUCAAGGAUCUUCAAAUUACCCAAAAAAUGCCAGAAUUAAGUUCAGUAGUUUCCCUUCAUCUGCACUACAGUGUACCUUUGGUUUUCAGUGUGAAAAAUCCCAGUCCUUGAGCCCAUCCACCACUGGGGUCAAAACUUUUUUCUUGUGCACAAAACGAAUGGAUCUUGGUCAAAGAAGUGCGGUCACAAUUUUCUACCAUAUAUUGUGUUUAUAAUUAAGUAGAAGUUCUGUAAUAAAUGAAGGAAAAUUUGUUGUACUUGCUUAACAAUCAGAAGUUUAAAAAAACCUGCAUUCAAAUGAUUAACAGUAACGGUAGAAUAUGUUUGAACAGCGCUUUACUGUUGCUAAGCACUUUUAAGUGCUUAGUCUCUCUUGAUCUUCACACUCUGUGGGGUAGAAGGUAUCAGGCCCCAUCUGGGUUGAGGCUGAUUUUCACAGGUGGCUUGUGUGAUCAAUUUUAGUAGUUUACAGCUACAGUUCUAGGUUUCAUCUCGAGAAAUGUGGAGACUAAUGUUUCUACCAAACUAUUCCAAUUUCAGUGAAGUUUACAAGCUGCUUUGUCUACCCAAACUCUCAUUUUUUCAAACACUCUUAAAAUGUGACACCUCUGAAAAGUCCAUGAAGAAAUUAGCAUAUUCAUGGAAAACCUCCCCAUAUUCUUAAUGUUUCCAUUUUACUACUUGUUAUGAGAAAUUAAAAACAAACUACAAAGUUUGAUUGCUUUUGGUGGAUUUAUAUAGUAUAGUAAGUUUAGUUUUCUCAAAUAUUAUUUGGAAGCAAAGUAAUGAAAAAACACUUUAAUUAGAAGCCUGAUUUUAUUUUUUAAUUUUGGACAAGGAUGGAUCUAGAAAACCCUGAUAGCUGAGUUCCAGUGACGUGGAUGAAGGAACUACUGCAGGUUCUCUUUUCCUCUCUGUCCUCCUCACAUUCCUCCAACUUUUUUUUUUCUAUCUGCACGAAUUGUAUUUAUGACUUGACUACUUCUAAGGCAAACAUCUGAUAACGAAUAGCCUUAAAGUCUUUCUUCCAAUCCAACCCAAUUCGGAAAAUUCCCACUGAGGAUGAAAUGAUGCUAUACCAUCAUUACAAGAUACCUAUCACCCUGCAUAGAAAAAAACGCAAAUAAAGAACACGCUUCAUCCUCAAACUGAAUCUGACUUUCAGGCCCUUUUGUGCUCUCUUACCUUUUUUCUGAUUUAAUUGAUGAAUGAAAACACUCUAAAUCUUAGACACCUUCUAUAAAAUUUGAGUUUAAAUUAAUGAGAAUGUCACUUUCAGAUAGAUCCUAAUUUUGCAAAAACUAUUGCCUUUCUAGUUCGAUUGUGUUUUCUAGAUAGAUUUGCUUUUCUAAUAUGGAAGCAAAGAAAUGUCAGAGACGUCAAGCUUUCUGAAUUGUGGCUUAAGGCCAACAACUUGCUGCCCACUAGAAAGAUGAUAGAAACAAAAAUCAGAAAAGAGGAGCCCAGCAGUGGUGCCUCCCUCCCUCCCCGACCCCUGCCAAGAAUGUAGUGCUAAUUAUUGACCAGCCUUCAAGAUUCAGGAGUGGUAACUGCAUUCCAAGGAGCUGGCACAAAGGAUAUACAUAAUGUGUGUGCACUACCCAUAUCAGAGCAGUCCACAGGACUGUAGCAGAGGGAAAGUUAAAACCAAGAUGGAAGGAUCAUCUUAGGGCUUGCUGGUGGGUGUAGGAACAUAUACUUUGGUUUCUGACUUAGAGAAGAAGAAUGCCAUGCUGCCUAAUGAGAGCACUGCUUGGUAAUCUACCUGGUGGGAAAUACCCUUAUUUUAUAACUUAAGUAGGUUGAUAACAUUUUAUGUGUUGCAAAACAGAACUUAGCCCCAAAGUAUUAAAGCUAACUGUAGCUCAAUCAGGAGAUUCAACAAUUUAGCAUUAAAUUAUGUUGUGGACUAUUUUUAAUUUAAGAAUUAUCAUUACUAUUACUGAACUUUGUAUGGGAAAAAUGAGAGAGGGUGUUGUUGCUUGACACAUUUAUUUUGCCUAAUUUGUUUUUUAGCAGACAUUCUUUGAUGUUACAAUCGUUUUUGAGACAUUUUUCUUGGUUUCUAAUGGUAACUUAAAUGUUCACUGUUCAUCUAAAAAGCAGAAACCUAAGAAUUAGGUUACUGAAUUGCAAAUGGAGACCUAAUAAGUGUUUCCAGUUUUUUGAGAAAUUCAUCAAGACUGAAAUACAUUUGCUUAGAUUUAAUCUGUUAGGUAGUUUAUUGGGCUUUCAUGAUCGAACAGUUCAGCAGAAUUGGAAGGGCCUACUUGUACGGUUUCUGGGGAACACAGGAAAAUUAAAUUUAAAUAUGUGAUUUUUACAUCUGGUGGCCUUGGGCAGGUGAUAUCUUUCUAUCCAAUUUUCUUUUAAGAUAUUACAGCCCUCAGGAGUGUUGAUAGGUAUAGUGUAUGAUUCAAACUGAAUCAGCUAUUACUGAUGCAGGUAAGGAACCAUUAGUAAACUCUUGGUUACUAUCACCUUCUAUAAAAAAAAGGAUGGAUAAUGUUCAAGAAAUACCUUGGAAGGACUAACCAAGAAACACACAAAAUGAAUGUUCUUUUAGGACCCUAAUGCUCUAAAAGAUGUUAUUACAACCUAUUUUUCUUUAUAUGAUAUCAUAAGUAAAAUGGAGGCUGGUAUAUGUUGGAAAGUGCAUAAGAUUACAUGUUUUUAUAAUAGGGAUGCAGGCAUUCCAAAAUAAAUAAAUAAAAAUACAUGCAUCUCUCUUGCCUCUUACUGAAAGUAUUAAUCUAAUUUUAUAAUAAUGCUUAGUUUUUAAUAUUAAGGCUCUGUAAAAGAAAAACACAUUUAUUUCUAAGACGUAGAGCACGGGUCAUGUAUUUUUUUAAGCCUUCCAAUUUCUUUUCACCAACUCCACCCAUUGUGUCUAUUACACCAUGUCACAAUUAAUAGUUAUGUUUCUAUUUUUGUUGAGUUGAUUUAAGCUUUAUAUUUAUUCAAUGUGACUUUUAAUAGAGAAUAAUAAUGGGAAGUAUUUGCUAUUGACACUGAAAUUAUACAGCUCUCAUUUCACCUUAUAUUUCAAUUUCAUCUUUAUUUUUUCCCCAAGCAAAUAAUACAGACUGUUGACAUCCUAGAAAUGAAUCAUGGGUGGUAUUAAAUGGAGCCUGGGACUCUGAAAUGUAGACUUGUUGUUUGUUUUCUGUAUUCUUAUCCUAACCUGAACCCCUGACUUUUGUGUUGUAUUUUUUUAUGACUCUGAAAUGCUUUGAGGGAAAGAUAUUUUAAUGUGUACAAUUUGUUUUAUUUUCAUACUGAUCUCUAUUUUUGUUUAAAACCAUGUUGCAUCAUGAAAUCACUUAAUCCAAAAUAAAUCUUCUUUAAAAAAAUA
Delphinapterus leucas (beluga whale) is the source of this 11285-nucleotide messenger RNA. RefSeq names its product HECT, C2 and WW domain containing E3 ubiquitin protein ligase 2 (gene HECW2). Gene Ontology annotation, molecular function: ubiquitin protein ligase activity; protein binding. Gene Ontology annotation, biological process: ubiquitin-dependent protein catabolic process; regulation of dendrite morphogenesis; protein ubiquitination. Gene Ontology annotation, cellular component: cytoplasm. The record is from RefSeq and is a predicted model, not a curated record. Lineage: Eukaryota; Metazoa; Chordata; Mammalia; Artiodactyla; Monodontidae.